Marmota monax (woodchuck) is the source of this 3403-nucleotide messenger RNA. It is a transcript of the gene Pard6b, whose product is annotated as par-6 family cell polarity regulator beta. Gene Ontology annotation, cellular component: nucleus; apical plasma membrane; cell cortex. The record is from RefSeq and is a predicted model, not a curated record. Gene Ontology annotation, biological process: establishment or maintenance of cell polarity; regulation of cellular localization; centrosome cycle. Gene Ontology annotation, molecular function: protein kinase C binding. NCBI's taxonomy places the organism in Eukaryota, Metazoa, Chordata, Mammalia, Rodentia, Sciuridae. The transcript is spliced from 3 exons. The coding region runs from base 91 to 1209 and encodes 372 amino acids.
CCGCGCUCCGAGCCCGCCGGCCGCGCACUCGCUGCCCGCGCUCCUGAGUGGCGGCCGGCCCGAGGAGGCCGCCGCGGGCCGCGCCUCAGCAUGAACCGCGGCCACCGGCACGGGGCGGGCAGCGGCUGCCUGGGCACCAUGGAGGUGAAGAGCAAGUUUGGAGCUGAGUUUCGUCGGUUUUCACUGGAAAGAUCAAAACCUGGAAAAUUUGAGGAGUUUUAUGGCCUCCUGCAGCAUGUUCAUAAGAUACCCAAUGUGGAAGUGCUGGUGGGCUACGCCGACAUCCACGGGGACUUACUGCCCAUCAAUAAUGACGACAACUAUCACAAGGCCGUGUCCACAGCCAACCCGCUGCUUAGGAUCUUCAUACAAAAGAAAGAAGAAGCAGACUACAGUGCCUUCGGUACUGACACGCUGAUAAAGAAGAAGAACGUUUUGACCAAUGUGUUACGUCCUGACAACCACAGAAAAAAGCCACACAUAGUCAUCAGUAUGCCCCAGGACUUCAGGCCUGUGUCUUCCAUCAUAGACGUGGACAUUCUCCCGGAAACACACCGUCGGGUUCGUCUGUACAAAUACGGCACCGAGAAGCCCCUGGGGUUCUACAUCCGGGACGGCUCAAGUGUCCGAGUCACGCCACACGGGCUGGAGAAGGUCCCUGGGAUCUUCAUCUCCAGGCUUGUCCCAGGGGGUCUGGCUCAAAGCACAGGACUGCUGGCUGUCAAUGACGAGGUCUUAGAGGUCAACGGCAUCGAAGUCUCAGGGAAGAGUCUUGACCAAGUGACUGACAUGAUGAUCGCCAACAGCCGCAACCUCAUCAUCACGGUGAGACCAGCGAACCAGAGGAACAAUGUUGUCAGGAAUAGUCGGACUUCCGGCAGCUCCGGCCAGUCCACCGAUAACAGCCUUGUGGGCUACCCGCAGCAGAUGGAACCAAGCUUCGAGCCAGAGGACGAGGACAGCGAUGAAGACGACAUCGUCAUUGAGGACAACGGCGUGCCGCAGCAGAUUCCCAAGGCCGUCCCCGAGGCCGAGAGCCUGGAGUCCUUAACACAGAUAGAACUCAGUUUUGAGUCCGGGCAGAACGGUUUUAUUUCUUCCCACGAUGUGAGCUUAGCACCCGUAGCAAGUGGCACAAACACGGAAUUCGAAACCCGAGCUCCAGAUCAAAAACUCUUGGAGGAAGAUGGGACAAUCAUAACCUUGUGAAGCCAUAGCUGAGGUUUUCUGGGGACUGGCUGGGACUGGAGCAUAUACCUGUGAACCAGGCGAGGGGUGGGCAUGGAAGAGGGCUGCGGCCUUGACCUGGGGUUAAAGUGGGCAGUGCUGCUGAGAUAAACCCGGGACUCUGAGCUGGAUUUAAGUCUAAAACAAGGGGCCUUGGCUUGUGAAAUCACGUGCUGUUGUGUUUUUCUCUGGAGAACUGGACGUUGGCGCUCAUUCCCAGACCUGCGUGCGGCGCUGGGUCAUUUCUGCUUGAAGUGGCUGCAUGUUUAACCUGCUGUGCAGAGCCCCGUCGGUUUUCCCUGUAUGUUCUUAAAUUUGAUGUGAGGAGGGCUGGUGGCCUCCUUUGUACACUGGGGACCUCAGUCCUUCUGUUCCCGGUAUUAUGUUUUGAUUUUUUUCCAGUGUUGUUCCUCUGUUGUUCAUUUUAACCACUUGUUUUCUCAAAUGUAUCUUUACCCCGGUUCCUGAGAAGCCGGUCGCCAUUUCGAGGAGUUGCUUCCCAGAUUGCACAGCACAGGAGCUCCGUCCCCGGUCCUGAGGCUGUGACGGCUGCUCACGGUGGCUUCGCCUGGCCGCAGCUUCCUGGGUGCAGACUGGUUCUGUGCGGCAGGACGGAUGCCCUAAAAGUCAGUGCCAUGACUGGCCACCUAGGAGCUGUCCCCCAGCCGGGCCUCUUUCCAGGUCCCACUGGAGUCGCUCCCUUUGAUGGCUCUUCACGUCCUCCCUGGUACGGUCACCCUGGAUUAAAAAGGUCUUCACACACAGGACAAACGUGCACUUUCAUACAAAAACAGUUGGGUUUUCCUUUGGGAUUUCUAGAAAACUGUCUUCACUUUAUGAGCUGUGCUCGUCCACAGCAGGUCGGGCUCGUGGCUAUUUAUUACUUUCCAACCCAUCAACUAGGACAGGUUAGAAGCUGCUGCUUUCAUCCCUGGCUGGUCCCGCUGGGUCGCGUGCAGACGCCGAGCAUGCAGGCCGGGAGCCCCUGGGGCUCGAGGAGUUAUUUAUUGAUCAGCCUUCGUAGGGCUAGUGUGGACACACUUGUGACAAUUGUGUGCUGUUAAAACAAUGAAGAUCCCAAUGACUCCGUGUUGAAGGACGCUCUCAGUUCAUGGUGGAGCAUAUGAAGAAGCCAAGUCCUGAGGAGUGCAACCACUGGACUCAGGACGUCACUGUGCUGUUCACAUCACCACUAGGCAUGUCACCCAGAAACCGCCAGCUGGCCGCACGGUGGCCAUCUGCCCCCUUGGCAGCGGCAUUCCUGCUCUGACAUUCCGAGUCUUAGAAACUGCACUCUUGAGCGGCAAGAGAUCGGUAGACGCAGAAGGUUCCAUUCAUGUUUGACAGAAGGUGGUUGGUGCGAGGGUCCAACAUUAAGUAAGAACACUUUACAUGCUACCUCUCCCCACUCCCUCCCUCUCCCUCCCUCCCCCUCCCCCUGCCUCCCUCCCCUCCCCCUCCCCCUGCCUCCCUCCCCUCCCUCCCUCUCUCCCCCCUCUCCCCCCACUUUUUUUUUUUAAACAAAGUUUUAACAUUAGAACUUUUCUCUUGGGGAAAAAAUACUUCAGGGCUUGACUUUUGUACAAAUUUUAACUGUAAAAUACAGAUUUAUCUUGUAUCUGUUCAUGAAAAUGGAGAUCAAGGCUGCUAAUGCUUUUUAUUUUAACUAUCCCAUUAAGGAGAUAUGUCUGGUGUUUUCAACUCAAUCUCUGUCUUUUAAAUUAUUGGCGGAAUAAUUGAUUACUAGACAUAUUGUAAAACCAAUAGAUUGGUUAUACAAUAAAAUAUCAACUCAUUGGUAGGUAGUCUGAAUCGGUUAUUUCAAGUGCACCUUAUUAACACAAAUAUCAGUGGGUCCAGUGUAAAAUCUUACGGUACUAAAUGUCAAGCCUAACUGUGAAUUCUGUUGUGUAUCUUAAGUAAGUUUAUGAUAACGUUCUCAAGCUGUCAACAAAAUAUAUGUACUUUUGUGAACUAUGAAUUUUCUAAUUAAAUUUUACAUGAUAUAACAUAAUUUUUACAUGAAUAAUACUUUGUUUAAACUAUCAAAUGUCAGUAUUUUACUACAAUUUUAUUAUAAAAUAUACAUUAUCACUAAAUGAACUUUGAUUUUAAAAAAUCAAAUUAGCUUUAGUUGUAUAUUAUUUUUUACAAAUAAAGAUAGACUUGCAAAAAG